Momordica charantia (bitter melon) is the source of this 1819-nucleotide messenger RNA. Its product is annotated as alpha/beta-Hydrolases superfamily protein. The record is from RefSeq and is a predicted model, not a curated record. NCBI's taxonomy places the organism in Eukaryota, Viridiplantae, Streptophyta, Magnoliopsida, Cucurbitales, Cucurbitaceae. Gene Ontology annotation, cellular component: chloroplast envelope.
GCCGCGCCAUUUCUCCUCAAUUUCUCGCGUUUCUCUCUCUGUUUCCCCUGCUGCUUCUUCCUCCGUAGGCGGUUCCGGUGCUGAAUACUCUGUUUUCUUCCUGUCGUAUGCUUUCUGCGUUCUCGGUGAACCAUGAUCGGAUAGUUCUUGCUCCAAAAGUAGGAUUUAGGGUUUUAUUUCUGAAGAAAUCAGACUUUGACGAUGUUUCCUUUCUUUUCUGGAUGGAAGAUAGAGUAGGCUUUUGGGUUUUACUACUGAUGCUCACACAAAUGUUCUAUGGGUGACUUCUUCGAAUCUACAGACCAAUUGUAUGAUUCCAAAGCAAAACGGAGGAGGAAAAUAGCUGGUAUAGAUCAAGAAGAACUGUUGGAACCAACAAUGUUGGCUGAUCCUGAUAGUUGCUUCUGUAAGUUUAAUGAUUUGGAAGUACACUACAAGGUUUAUGAUCCGGAAUUACAAGGGGACACCUUAUUCCAGACUCAAACUACGACCCUGACCCCAAAUCCAAGUCCAACUCUGCCUGUAACUUCGUCUCCUCAUCAGACUAAAAAGAUUGGUCUUCCUAUGAUUCUCUUACAUGGCUUUGGAGCGUCUGUUUUCUCAUGGAAUUGGGUUAUGAAGCCUUUAGCUGAUAUUACUGGUUCCAAAGUUUUGGCAUUUGAUAGACCAGCCUUUGGAUUGACUUCAAGAGUGAAUUAUUUGGGGCAUUCUUCUCCUGGUAUGAAGGACGAAAAGCCUCUGAAUCCAUACAGCAUGGCGUUUUCAGUCCUUGCUACUCUCUAUUUUAUCGGUUUCUUAGGAGCUGAAAAGGCAAUCUUGAUUGGGCAUUCAGCUGGCUCGCUUAUAGCAGUAAAUUCAUACUUCCAAUCUCCACAAAGUGUUGCUGCUUUGAUCCUUGUUGCCCCAGCAAUUCUGGCUCCUUUUGGGGCUAAAAUUCGCGAAGACAGCCCGGUCCAAGAGAAUGUCUUCGAUUCAAAUGCUGUAGGGAAUCCAGUGAUCCGGCUGUUCAAGAUUCUGUCAGAGGUGGCCAAGCUCAUUGUUCAGUCGAUAAUGCAAAUGAUGAAAGGAAUUCUAGAAAUUGUUGACUCUUUGUACAUAAAACUUGUAUCAGCUAUUCUACGUUCGACCUUGAUUCGAAUGUUGGUACGGCUGAUUAUUGAUAAAGCUGGUUUUGUUGCUAUUAAGAAUGCUUGGUACGAUUCUGCUCGAGUAAAUGAGCAUGUGCUACACGGCUAUACAAAGCCAUUGAGGACAAAAGAUUGGGACAAGGCACUUGUAGAAUUUGUUGCGGCAAUGCUCACAGAUAGGGCUUCCCCACCACUUUCAAAAAGACUACACGAAAUUUCCUGUCCUGUUCUUAUCAUAACUGGUGAUAGCGACAGGCUCGUGCCCUCUUGGAAUGCUGUGAGACUUUCUCAAGCCAUACCAGGAUCUCACUUGGAGGUGAUCAAGCAUUGUGGCCACCUGCCUCAUGAAGAAAAAGUGGAUGAGUUUGUAUCAAUUGUUCAAAAGUUCUUGAAUAAAACUCUUGCCGAUUCGCAGAAACCGUAAUUUAAACCGCUACGCAGGCCUCCAUACUGUUAGAUUUGUUUAAAACUUGGGAGUUUUGAGGUAUAUGUAUUGCAUUUAAUCCUUGAUUUGGAUGGUCCUGUUCUUACUAUUGCGGUGAAAUGGAGGAACCUUCUUGUUGGGUUUCAUAGAGCACAACUGCUCAAGGUUUUUGAUACAAUAAGAGUUCCUUAAUUUCAUUUUACAAAAUUGUAUCUGACUAUGGAGCAAGACCUGGGAAAUAGUUGUAAUUGUUGCUUAACUUUGUAUC